Molecule: messenger RNA, 1938 nt
Organism: Zygosaccharomyces rouxii
Lineage: Eukaryota; Fungi; Ascomycota; Saccharomycetes; Saccharomycetales; Saccharomycetaceae
Gene: DUS3
Product: tRNA dihydrouridine synthase DUS3
Exons: 1
Coding region: 1-1938 (645 amino acids)
Biological process (GO): tRNA processing
Molecular function (GO): flavin adenine dinucleotide binding; tRNA dihydrouridine synthase activity; metal ion binding
Source: RefSeq, a predicted model, not a curated record
AUGAGUUCUGAGAAGAGGUCUAAUGAUUCCCAAGAAGUUUCUGAUGCUUCAAUUAAGCGCCAGGACACUUCCACCAAGGGAAUAGCUCAGAUAAAAGCUGAAUAUAUUAUACCAUCGACAGGUCCAGCACAGACUAGAAAUGAAGCAAUAGAUACGGAAGAACAACCUAGUGAUAGAAUGCUUGUAGAAACUGGUGGUGGUAAAGGUAAAGGAAAGAAGAAGCGUGGUCAAAACAAGAAUAGGGAUAAUCGUCAAACGAAGGAAGAAAAUCCAUUGUGUCCCAAAUUUCUACAGGGGAAUCCUGAAUCAAGAGGUACUCAACCAUGCCCAUUCGGCGAUGAUUGUAAAUUUGUUCACGAUGUUCAAUUGUACCUUUCUACCAAAAAACCGGAGGUGGAAUCGCAAUUUUUCAAAGAAUGUCCAGUUUUCAAAUCGUUAGGUUAUUGUCCCAUGGGAUUUAAGUGUAGAUUUUUGGGUUCGCAUUUGAACAAAGAUCCGUUGCAAUUAGUGCAAUUAGAGUCAUCUGAAAGAGCUAAAUUGUAUGAAGCCAAUCAUGAAGUUAAUCAUAUCAGUUCUGAUCAAAAACUAGAUUUAGUCAAGAAAAGAUUCCUAUUCGAGAAAAGUGAACAGGUUCUUGAAAUUAUUGACGCAUUACAACGUGGAGCAUCAGAAGGUAAAAAUGAAGAAGAAAAGCCUAAAUCGGAUGAACCAAAGGCACCUCAAGUUUUACAGAGAGAGGAGGAACAAAGACUUCGUAGAGACCGCCAACGUGAAUUAUACAACCAAUACAAGGAUACAAGAUAUUUUGCUAGUGAAAAGAAAAAGUUGGACUUACAUCAUAAAAAAAUCGUAUCUCCUUUGACCACAGUUGGUAAUUUACCUUAUAGACGAUUAAUGCGUAAAUUGGGAGCAGACGUGACUUACUCAGAAAUGGCAUUAGCAGUUCCAUUGAUUCAAGGUACCAAUUCCGAAUGGGCAUUACCAAAGGCGCAUGUAUCUGAAUAUCCCGGAUUUGGUGUCCAAAUUGCAUGUUCCAAGGCAUGGCAAGCUGCAAAGGCUACUGAAGCCCUAGCGGCUCAUACUUCUCAAGUUAGCGAAGUUAACUUAAAUUGUGGUUGCCCCAUCGAUCUACUUUAUCGUCAAGGAUCAGGAAGUGCACUUUUAGAUAACCCUGCGCGUAUGAUUCGUUGUCUCAAUGCAAUGAGUUACGUAUCAGGCGAAAUUCCAGUUAGUGUGAAAAUCCGUACAGGUACCAAAGACGGACACCCUGUGGCCGGUCUUUUAGCACGCCGAUUAGUUAAUGAAACCGAUGUCGCUGCAAUGACACUACACGGACGUUCAAGAGCUCAAAGAUAUACAAAGAAUGCAGAUUGGGAUUACGUGGUACGAGUCGCAGAAGAAUUGCGUUCUUGUGAAGAUGAAUACGAUAGAGAAGGUCGUCAAAGAUCUCAAAGAAUUCAGUUCGUGGGUAACGGUGACGUUAAUAAUUUCGAAGAUUGGUACGCACAUGUAAACCGCAGUGAUGCAAUUGACAGUGUCAUGGUGGCAAGAGGUGCAUUAAUUAAACCAUGGAUCUUUGAAGAAGUUGAUGCUCAACAACACUUGGAUAAAUCAUCAACUGAAAGAAUGGAUAUCCUUAAGGAUUACAUACAAUUUGCAUUAGAGCAUUGGGGAUCAGACGAAUACGGUGUUGCUCAAAGUCGUAGAUUCUUUUGUGAAUUUAUGUCAUUUUUCCAUCGUUAUAUACCAAUGGGGAUUUGCGAGAAAUAUCCAGUUCAGCUAAAUGAACGUCCACCAAACUGGAAGGGUCGUGAUGAGAUGGAAACCAUGCUUGCCAGUCCAGAUGCUUCAGACUGGAUUAAAUUGAGUGAAAUGUUUUUAGGUAAGGCGGAGGAGAACUUUGUGUUUACUCCCAAGCACAAGAGUAGUUCUUAUUGA